AUGGUCUUCUGUGCAUACUGCGGGAAGUCCUUCACCAGGAAAGAACACCUGGAGAGACAUAUCCCAAGUCCAAGGUUCGCCAGGAGAUCAUCAAAGGCCGCAGUCAGAGCUGCCCAAGCCAGCGCGGCUUUCCAACAGCAAAUGAUGCCGACUGUACCCCAACCGCCACAGCCAGCUCAGCCUGUUGCUUUCAUGGAUCUCGACCCAACCAUGCCUAAGCAGGACUCUCCUGGGAAGAUGUCAACCGGAUCCCCAAUUGCCACCAUGGACCCUCGCAUGAUGGAAGGGCCUGUGAAGAAGAGCUCACCAGCCCAGUCGCACCCCAGUUCUGAUGACUUCCCCUCCCCGCACAGCCGCGUGGAUGGACUCGACGAGUUUAUGCAACUCAACAACGACUUCAUCACGCCCGACACGAAUUACCAAGACAUGAUGGUCUGGCCUGAAUACCCUCUGGAGCUCGACAUGUAUUCCAGUCAGCUUUCGAUGUCGCGGCCCGACAUGACGAUGCCGAAUUUCACAGAGCUGAGCGAUAUGUCCUCGAGCUCAGCAUCAGAGCCAAUGACUGCCUCGUCUUCGCGUGGAUCAAUUCACACACGAAGCACCAGCAUCAUGUCCACGGCUGACUUUGACACUACAAUGAAGCCAGCUGAGAAAGCAUUGGUUAUGCCCAAUGAAUCAGCCAUUCCAGAGUUCGAGGUCGUCAUUGCUGCGGAGGACUCGUGGCCACUCGCUCGCUGUAAUCCGCCCAUCUAUUCCGGCACUUGCCCGAGAACGGCGAUUGUGCACUUGGAAUGCCUGGAAAGGAAAUCCAAGGAAGAUGGCACCUGGAGUUCGCUCGAGAAGUAUCUCGAAAACGUGGAUUGGGACACCACCGAUGCCUCCGUCGUUCCUCUCACAUCUCGCACGCGCGACCGGAUGCUGGCCAUUACGCAGUCGUUCCUUCAGAAGGCGCUAGACAUUCACCGGAGCAACAACGGGUACUCCAAGACCGGAUAUGCUACACCCAGCGAAUUCAACUUCAUCGUUCUGCCACCUACGAAGAUCCUCGAAUACUUUCUCCGCAGCUACGUUCGCAGCUUGCAAUACUACUACCAUCUCAUUGUUGCGGGAUGUGUUGAUCCCAAUGAGAUGUUGCUGAACAACCAGGCGUCGACAUUGCUCCUCCUCUUGAUGAUCGCCCAAGGCGCUGCGGCAGUGCCAAUGGCUGAGGCCCGGUACCUAGCCGCUGGUCUGACCGAAACCUGCCGCAUUUCCCUCUUCGACAUCAUUGAAAAGGAUGUCGAGUUGUCUGCGGACCCGGUCGCCUUGAGGUGUGCGCUGCUCUUCACCCUUCAAGGUGCUUGGAGUGGCGACAAGUGGUUGAUGGACAUUUCGAUGGGACAACGGGGGAUGUACUUGUCGAUGCUCAAACACGCCGGCAUGUUGGAGCCUCAACCAACCAUGAUUCCUACAUUGAACAGCACGACAAGCACCGAACUCAAGUGGCGGGCCUGGUUGCAUCGCGAGAUGCAGAACAGACUCGUCUACAACUGGGUCAUGUGCGACCAAGAGCUCAGUCUGUUCCACGACACCCCACCGCAGUUGGCCAUCACCGACCUACAGUGCCCGCUCCCCAGCCCCGAGGCCCUCUGGCUUUCGUCAAACUCGGAGCAGUGGUUUGCAAACGUGCAGAAUCUCUACGGAUGCACUGCGAAUGUCAACCCGCAGCUUCUAUCUAGCCCUUCCCUAACCCCCUCUCUGUGCGAACUCUUCCAGGACUUCCUCCACGACAACCUCUCCCGCCGUCAAGCUGGCCUGUCCCCCCAACAGCUUCGCCUUCUGCUUCAUCCCCUCCAGUCCCUCCUCUGCCACCUGAGACAAAUGCUCUCAUGUUUCUCCGAUGUUCUCUCUACCCGUCGCGCGACGUCUAGGACGGUGACCAAGUCGAGCACCAUGCUCCGCUUGGAGGAAGUUCAAGCACUCCUCCAGAAGUGGUACGAGCUCACCAUGCUGUACUACAAGAGCAACCCCAACUGCUCGACCACGCGCUGCAACUUGGUCCUUUACCACCUGAUCUCUCUCAACGCCGUCACCAACUUCCCAGAGAUUGAGCGUCUCGCCCGUCGCGAAGCCUUCGACGGCUCGUAUUGGGAGUUGAGCCUGCGCCACAAGCGCUGUGUCUACAACCGCGAGGAGGCCAUCUUCCACUGCGGCCAGGUUCUGCGUCUCUUGCGCUCCAUGCCCGCCGACCGCAGGCCAUGCUGGUGGGCUGCUGGUGUCUACCGCGCGACUCUCAUCCUCUGGGCCGACAGCGUCGCACGCCUCGAUCCCAACUUCCAAAAGGCUCAGCAGGCCAUGCAGCAGUCUUCGUCACCGUCGUCUCAGCACCAGGGUCAAAGUCCCGAGCAUCUUAGUGGCGCUGGCGCCUCUAACGCUGCGACGGGUGGACAGCACGGCAGCGCGAAUGUCGUCGCGAUUGACCAGGUCACGCCGGAAGAUCCGUCCGUCAUUUCCUACCUGUGGAGCGGAGGCGACGGAAUCGCCGUCCUCACCCGCCGUGACGGUACCACACUGGGUUUGGAUAAGCCCGCAGAGGUCAUCAACUACGGCAUCAUGGCCAUCGAAGAGGGCGUCACCUGCCGUGUCGGCGAUGGUAUCAGGCGCAAGCUCAUCACUCUCAACAAGAACUGGAACGUGGACGGCCUCGCUAAUACCGCCACCGCGUAA
Colletotrichum orchidophilum is the source of this 2706-nucleotide messenger RNA. RefSeq lists its product as uncharacterized. Bases 1 to 2706 code for a protein of 901 amino acids. Lineage: Eukaryota; Fungi; Ascomycota; Sordariomycetes; Glomerellales; Glomerellaceae. The record is from RefSeq and is a predicted model, not a curated record. The transcript is spliced from 3 exons.